Fusarium poae is the source of this 2211-nucleotide messenger RNA. RefSeq lists its product as uncharacterized. The coding region runs from base 1 to 2211 and encodes 736 amino acids. NCBI's taxonomy places the organism in Eukaryota, Fungi, Ascomycota, Sordariomycetes, Hypocreales, Nectriaceae. The record is from RefSeq and is a predicted model, not a curated record. The transcript has a single exon.
AUGAACUGGACUGAAGGCGCACUAGCUCGCCACUCUCGCCGAAAAGGCUGGGACAAGGACGCAGCUCGGCAAAAACAAUACUUUGCUAAAGCCAGAGCCAAGAAGAAUGCCCCCUCAUCAAGCAAAGGUCUAGACAUUGUAUCAUUUGUCCCCGAUUACAUCAAGCAGUCACAACCUCAACAACCCCAGGACCACUACUCGCCAUCUUCAACUCCUGCAAAGAAACAAAAAACACCAAAGAGAAAACUUAUACAUAGACAGAACGAUACCAGCAAAACACCUCGUCGCGAACUUGUUCAGGGGAUCAACGUUGAAUUACCGAAGCCUGGCGGCGAACCUACCCCGGUAAAUCAGUCCAAAAAAGACCACCAAGAACCGGACAUUGCGACCAAAAGGCGAAAAUUGCUUGAAAAAGAUGACUGGACAGGCGUUAACACGCAGAAGCCUUUGAUGGUAAACUCUACUUGGCGAAAAGACCGUUCCCCCCGACCACAAGGAACCGCCAACUUUAGGCGAGAUCUCACAUCUCUUCCCCCAAUAUACGAUCAGUAUGACCACGAUAACAAGAAAACACUGGGUCGACUGUCUAACAACGAAAUGAGAAUGAAAAUCGGAAGUCAAAACCUUCGCUGGAGCAGAGAGAGCAACUCUGUGCGAAGUUUUGACACACGGCACGGCCUCCUUGCUCAUAUUGAUUCGAGCCCAGACAGAUCGCUAAACCCAGGAACAAUGUCGCCUUACCAACUACCCCCGAAUACCCAAGCACCCAUAAGAACUACAAUAAGGCCCCGAAAGCGCGACAACAGUCCAGAUCGUCUUGAUUCUCGAGACAAACUAACCGCCUUUUCUAAUACUGCCCUGAGUACCGCAUACGGAAAUAGCACCCAAAAACUGAAUAGGCGAAAGGGACCUGAUGAACCGAGAUUCGUUGCAAAGGCUCACAUACCUAUCAUACAUCAACCACAGCCAACCCGAGGGACGCGACCAUCGAUGUUCAACAUACGUUCACCUGACCUGGAAGAGAAUAUGAGUACCACUGCUGUUCUGGGUGCCCCAACACGAUUUUCCAGGCGUAUCACAACCGAAGACAUACGGUGGAAUUCAUGGUUGAACUCCAAGGCCACAAUGGCGUCGAAAGAGCCAGCUCAAACUAAAGAAAUGAGCGAGUCCCCAAGGUCCAUUAGUCCUGGAAUUAGCCACUCCUGGAACUCAUCAGAGCAACACUCGAAAACACAAAGCCCGGUCCAACCUCGAACUCCACGACGGAGACCCCUGAUCCAAACUGAUGAGCCACAACCACAAUCCUGCGAAAUCAGGUCAUCUAGCGUUAUUUCACCUGACAGUAUACAAAGCGAGAUGCCAAGUUCUGAACCAGAACUCCCUGAAAUACAGACAGAAGACGACUCAACUUCCCCCACUACUCUAGAGACUCACGAACCACUUAAGAAUCUGGACCAUGAUAGACGGGAUACUUGUGUCGAGCCCCGAAUUGACUGGGUACUUUCGGCUCGAACAAAUUCACGAAAGACUACCAAGGCUCGAGACUUGCUUGAUUUAUUGACUGAGAGCGAAGACAAGAAUGGAGUAGUGGCUGAAAAGGACAUUGACAGGAAAACGAUACUAAAUCCGGAAGACGAAGACGAGAUUUGGAAAAGGUUUGUUUUCGAUAACGAUAUCGCUGAGACUACCCGCAGAGCCCUCGAAGAGGCGAAGGAACAGACUAAACGCGAACUGGACCUCGAGAAGAUAAAUCGCCCUCGUACGUUUCAGGACUUACCACUAGCCUCAAGCUCGACGGCACCGCGAAGCGAUGUUGCUGAGCCACCCUCAGUGUCACGAGAUAGCUCAUUAUCGAUGAGGAAGACACUUAAUAUGGAGGACGAUGAGAUGGGAAGACCGUCGGGCACAGACCUAGACUCAGAUCUGGAGGAUCAGUCAUUCUCGGAGGUCACCGCAAAGGUAGAUACUACAGAUGCCAACGACUCGAUCAUUGCUCAGCCCUCGUCGCCCGAACCGAUACAGGCCGAGUUUAAAUUCCACCAGCCUCAACUCUUCAUUGGAAGAUUAGCUGCUGGUGCACCCUCUGAUACACCAUCCGUAACCUUAUAUGAACCAAAAAAGGGGAGACGAUGGAGGAAGCGCCGGCACAAAGAGCGGCCUGAUUUCCGCGCCAUGCCCGACUAUGACGAUGAUCCAAUUGAGGAAGACUAA